Molecule: messenger RNA, 567 nt
Organism: Lichtheimia ornata
Lineage: Eukaryota; Fungi; Mucoromycota; Mucoromycetes; Mucorales; Lichtheimiaceae
Exons: 1
Coding region: 1-567 (188 amino acids)
Source: RefSeq, a predicted model, not a curated record
AUGAGGCCAGCACCCUCGCAACAACAACAAGCGAUUGCUUGGUCGUACCCCGAUUAUACAAGUAACAACUUUCAACAACCUACCAAUACCAGUAAUCUCGAUCAUUCGAUUCAUCCACUUGAUAACCUACCACCCACAACGCCAAGUCAAAACGACACCUUAUCUUCAGCAACAACCUUCUCAAGUAGCAAAAAUGAGCCAUUCACUCCAACAGGGAUACACAACUAUCGACGUAAUGCAGCUAUUGGUGGUGUCAUGACAACCACUCGACCCAUGGAUAUUCCACCGUGGUCACCACCCUCACCAUCAGCAUCCAAUCUGGCUAAUAGUAGCGAACAGCAACAAGCCCGACAGCUGGUACGACCUGCCACGUGUCCUGAUGCAUUUCCAUCAUUGUCAUCUUCCAAUUUUACUGUCGGCAGUAUACCCGAACCACCACCACCUUGGCCAGUUAACAUGCAAGCUGUACAAACACCCAUCGAUGAAAAGAUUAUCUCCACUCCCCAAGGAGCUACCCCUGAUGAAGAUGAAAUGCUUGUUUUUAGGAUUGAAGAUCUCAAAAUGUAG